Molecule: messenger RNA, 1296 nt
Organism: Cryptomeria japonica (Japanese cedar)
Lineage: Eukaryota; Viridiplantae; Streptophyta; Pinopsida; Cupressales; Cupressaceae
Product: benzyl alcohol O-benzoyltransferase-like
Exons: 3
Coding region: 1-1296 (431 amino acids)
Source: RefSeq, a predicted model, not a curated record
AUGACGCUUGCCGAUUUAAACGCAAAGGCCGAAAAUACCGGAGGUCUGGAAGCACCCAAUAAUACAGGAAACGAAAACUUCUAUAUAAUAUUCUGUUUUGGGGAUUGGAUAGCUGGUCUCAAGUUUAAAGUGACAAGGCAGGAAGCAGUCCUAGUGGCUCCUUCUUUGCCCACUCCUAACGACCACCUCUAUCUUUCCAACCUUGAUGAUCAAGCGGGAGCAAGAUUUCACAUUCCUGUGGCUCUUUUUUAUAAGCAUAGCUUUCUGAAAGAGGACCAAGAUCCUGCGAAAGUUAUCAAAAAAGCACUGGCAGAGGUUCUGGUGGAUUACUAUCCUCUUGCUGGAAGGUUGAGAAAAGAAUUUGAUGCAAAUGCCUCUCUUAUUUUUAGCUGGAUUUGUGUUACUCGUUUGAAAUGUAAGGGAUUUAUAUUUGCUGUACUACUUAACCACAUAAUGGCAGAUGGGAUAGGACUAUCCCAAUUCUUGACAGAUCUGGGAGAAAUAGCGAUGGGAGCAAGUGGCUUGUCAAUUUCUCCAGUAUGGAAAAGGGAAACCCUCAAGCCUCGCUCAAAACCCUCAAUAAGUUUACCUCUCUAUGCAUAUGAACAAGUCGUGGGAGAAGUUAUGUCAGUAGAUGACUUGGUCCACUCAUCUUACUUCUUCGGGCCAAAGGAAAUCGAAUCCUUGAAAAGAGAAGCGUGCAUGAAAGCCUCAAGUUUUGAAGCAUUAUCAGGGUUCCUAUGGCGCCUAAGAACCAGAGCCCUCAAUAUUGCGGCAGAGAAAGAGGUGCGAUUAAUGUUCCUAACAAACAUCCGCUCCACAAUUGAACCUCCACUUCCACAUGUCUAUUAUGGCAAUGCAUUCAUCUUGUCUUGUGCCAAGACCACAGCCGGAAUGUUAUCGAACAAUCCCUUAUCUUAUGCAAUAGAGUUAAUUAUCAAAGCUAGAAGAUCUGUUAACAAUGAAUAUAUACGAUCCACAAUAGACUUUAUGGAGAUCAAAGGACAUCCACAACCCACUGCACUGGGAAGUUUGAUAGUUUCUGAUCUUACAAAGAUUCGGUUUAGAGAUGUGGCUUUUGGGUGGGGGAAAGCAAUCUAUGGUGGAACUGCCAUAGGUGGGGUGGGAGCUAUACCAGGCAUUCUUACCUUUUUUAUUCCUCAUCAAAACAACCAUGGAGUUGAAGGAAAAUUGGUUCCUAUUUCUUUGCCCUCUCAUGCCAUGCAAAAGUUUCAGCUAGAAUUGGCACAAGCCAUGCAGAAGGAAGCUCUCCCUUUUAUACGAUCAUCCAUAUAA